UCACCUGACGUGAUGAAUAAUCAAGAAAUUUAUGAGCUAAGUUUACUUUUAUUAUGAAUAAACAUCUUACCCAAAAAGAUUUAUUAUAACUAGUAAGCUUGUAUAUUUAUUCUUACCACCCCUUUUACUGUAAAGUUUGUUUACAGUUUCUUAAUUUUUCUCUGACAAAGAACAAUUUAAAGUCUCAAUUCUAUUUAGUUGGGUUAAUUUGAAUCUCUCUAAUGUAUAAUGUACAAAUCCCUCUAUGAACUGUGAACACCUCCCCUUAAUCCAAACAUGUGCUAGUCUCGUUAUAAUUUAUACAUUGUGCAUGUUAGUGUAAAUGUUACAUACAAGAAUGAGGUUUCACAGAUUACAACCUAGAAAAGCUUUCUAUUACUACGAACUGUAGCUCAUGCUUCCCGCAACUGUGGAUAAAUGGUCCAGAAGAUGUCGUUGCUGAAUACUACCAACAACAGGUAGAAAUGUUGGAGGGGUUCAAUGAAAUGGAUGCCUUAACAGAACGUGGUUUUCUUCCUGGAAUGUCAAAGGAAGAGCAAGAAAAUUUGGCUAGAAGUGAGACAAUGGCCAUUAGAAUUUCAAAUGUCGCAAAUAUGGUUCUCUUUGUUGCCAAAGUUUAUGCAUCCUUUAGAAGUGGCUCUUUGGCAAUUAUAGCAUCAACGUUGGACUCGCUUCUUGAUCUGUUAUCAGGUUUUAUCCUGUGGUUCACUGCAUUCUCUAUGCAGACACCAAACCCGUACCAGUACCCUAUUGGCAAGAAACGGAUGCAGCCAUUGGGAAUCCUUGUAUUUGCAUCUGUUAUGGCUACGCUUGGUUUGCAGAUAAUCUUGGAGUCAAUUCGCACACUAUUAUCUGAUGAGAAUGAAUUCAGUUUGAACAAGGAGCAAGAGCGAUGGGUGAUUGGCAUCAUGCUCUCAGUGACACUGGUUAAGCUUCUUCUAGUUGUUUACUGUCGCUCUUUCACCAAUGAGAUUGUCAAAGCAUAUGCCCAGGAUCACUUUUUCGAUGUCAUCACCAACAUCAUUGGCCUCAUUGCUGCUCUCCUUGCCAAUUCUAUCAAUGGUUUUUUGGAUCCUGUUGGAGCCAUAACUCUUGCUAUAUAUACCAUCCGUACGUGGUCAAUGACAGUGCUGGAAAAUGUAAAUUCACUAGUAGGCAGAUCAGCCGCACCAGAUUUCCUGCAGAAGUUGACAUAUCUUUGCUGGAAUCACCACAAGGCCGUAAGGCACAUUGACACAGUCCGUGCUUACACCUUCGGGUCACAUUACUUUGUGGAGGUUGACAUUGUUUUGCCAUCUGAAAUGCCAUUGCGGGAGGCACAUGAUAUUGGCGAGUCCUUGCAGGAAAAGCUCGAGCAACUGCCUGAGAUUGAGCGUGCCUUUGUGCACCUUGAUUACGAGUUCUCUCACAAGCCUGAGCAUGCACAAUCUCAUUCCUAGCUCCAAGGGUUGAGGUAUGUGUUUUGGGUGUUAAUAUGAUCAUUUGUCAUCUCUCACAGCAAACUAGAGUUGAACUUUAAUAUCUGUACGGGAAGUGGCAAAAUGUUGUAUGCAUGGCGCUGUGGAAGAUCAUCUAGUUAUCUUUGUUA
Telopea speciosissima is the source of this 1588-nucleotide messenger RNA. Its product is annotated as metal tolerance protein 5. Bases 465 to 1439 code for a protein of 324 amino acids. Gene Ontology annotation, molecular function: manganese:proton antiporter activity. Gene Ontology annotation, biological process: monoatomic cation transport; transmembrane transport. Gene Ontology annotation, cellular component: membrane. NCBI's taxonomy places the organism in Eukaryota, Viridiplantae, Streptophyta, Magnoliopsida, Proteales, Proteaceae. The record is from RefSeq and is a predicted model, not a curated record. The transcript is spliced from 7 exons.